Cucumis melo (muskmelon) is the source of this 4219-nucleotide messenger RNA. RefSeq names its product pumilio homolog 5. Gene Ontology annotation, cellular component: cytoplasm. Lineage: Eukaryota; Viridiplantae; Streptophyta; Magnoliopsida; Cucurbitales; Cucurbitaceae. The transcript has 9 exons. The record is from RefSeq and is a predicted model, not a curated record. The coding region runs from base 286 to 3381 and encodes 1031 amino acids. Gene Ontology annotation, biological process: post-transcriptional regulation of gene expression. Gene Ontology annotation, molecular function: mRNA binding.
CUCCCCCAAGUUCCCAACCCUUACGCCUCACUGUGUUAUGCUUAUGGGUUUUGGAAGCAAACAUACAUUAAUUUUGUCUUUGAAAAAACACCUAAAAUCCAUCCUUCCCCUUCCUCCUCUUCAUCUCUCUCUCCAAACCUUUUCAUUCUUGGGUUUAUCCCCCUGCCUCGCCUCUGCACAAUUUCUCUUCGUCUUGGCUUCGGACUCUCAAUUUCCUUCUUCUUCUUCUUCUUCUUCUUCUUCUUCUUCUUCUAAUUCUGGAUUUCAUAUCAUUCUAAUAAUAGGAUGGCAACUGAGAGCCCUACCAGAAUAGUGGACAGGAUGGGUGAUAGAAACUGGCCCUCUUCUAAAGAUAUAGCGACAUUUGGAUCUCCAUUUAAAAACAUUGCGUCUGAGGAGUUGGGAUCAAUCUUAGAGAGGCAUAAUUUUCAUAGAAAUAUGUCGGAUUCAAUUCCCAAUCGGAGUGGUAGUGCACCACCAAGUAUGGAGGGUUCUUUUGCGGCUAUUGGCAACCUGUUAACUCAGCAGGACAGUAGUCUAGUUACAAGCUUGUCUACUUUAUGUGAUGCUUUAGAAAAUUGUGUGUCAGAAGAACAGCUACGCUCACAUCCAGCUUAUUUUGAAUACUAUUGGGCCAAUGUUAACUUGAAUCCAAGGCUUCCUCCUCCUCUCAUAUCACGAGAGAAUCGUAGAUUGGUGCGACAUAUUGGUGGAUUAGGCAAAAAUCGGAGAUUGAGCUCGACAGAUGAUACUGCUGGUGAACUCUUACAUGUUUCCAAAGGCUCCCUUUCUACUCAUCAGGAGGAGACUUCAGAAGAUAGACUGCCGGAGCAAGUUUCAGAGAACUUUAUAGAGAAGAAUGGUGCUGCUUUGCCUGCAAAGAACAAAUCUUUUAUCACAAGUCACCAUAAGAGCUUGGUUGAUUUGAUACAGGAAGACUUUCCUCGGACCCCUUCUCCUGUCUAUAAUCAAUCACUUUUAGCAACCAGUUCAACAACAGAACAAGCAGUUGAGGGUGAUUUGGAUGCUAUUGCCUCUGGUGUUUCAUCUUUAAGCAUUUCGAAAGUAGUGGAGUCAAAUUCAUGCUCUCCCAUUCUGGAGCCUAGCAAUGUGAUUACGGAUCCAAUGGGGUUAAUAAACGAUGAAGCUCCUCCAAAGAAAUCUCAAAAUGCAGAGAAAUCCAACAGAGCACGUAGCCCACACCUAGAGGGAUCAAGGGUGAAAAAUGUUAGUCAGGAGAAUGUCGCAGAAAAAUCUGGGACAGUUGGGCAUGAUAUUCCAAAAUUAGAAUCUAGAGCAAAAGCAUCCAAUGUUGAGAGUACUAGGAAUAAACUUGAUCAUCAAUCUUACGGGAGAAAUCAUCCACAUAUUUAUUUUUCAAAGCAGCAACCCUUUCCAUGUCCAGCUCCAGAUAUUCAGUCCCAGAUGGUUUCUCAAGGAAUUAGUCAUCUAGAAGUUGGACUCGAAAACUUUUCACAUGGACAGCGUAAUUUUUCAACUGCUGAGGUGCAAGCAGCAUUUCAUUCUUCAGGACUCACUCCUCCCUUGUAUGCCACAGCAGCAGCAUAUGUGGCUCCAGGAAAUCCAUUUUAUCAUAAUUAUCAACCAUCAGGUUUAUUUAGUCCUCAGUUCAAUGUGGGAGGAUAUGCUCUGGCUUCCACAGUUUUUCCUCCAUUCAUGUCUGGUUAUCCUACACAUGGUGCUGUUCCAUUGCCGGACCCUUCUGUUUCGAACUUUAAUGGUCGAACUGCUGGUGUUUCAAUAGGAGAAAAUAUUCCAUCUGUGGGAGACUUACAACACAUGAGCAAGCUUUAUGCUCAACCUGGAUUUGUUUACCCACCUUUUGUGGACCCUGCUCAUGUACAAUAUGGUCAACGUCCAAUAGAAGAUACUUAUGGUGGUUCAGUUCAUCAUGGUCAAUUGGGUUCUAGAAGUUUUAGUCAUAUGCAGAUUAAUUCUUUUGGUUCACAACAAGAUUCAAAUGUUUCUUCUUAUUUGAAUGACAAUAAAAUUCAGUCACCAACAAAUGGGGGUUUUAGCCUCUUGAGUCAGAGAAAAGGGAUUACUGGCGGUAAUUAUGGAAAUUCUUCUAACAUGAGUGGCAUCAUUCAACUUUCAGCCCCAUCUCUUGCAAGCCCUGCUUCACCCUCAUCUCCAGUAGGUGGGGUGAAUUAUCUAGGCCGACGGAAUGAAAUGUGGUUUCCUUCAGGUUUAGUUCGUAAUGCAGGGGACUAUUCUGGUUGGCAGGGGCAGAGGGGCUCCAACAGCUUUGAUGACUCCAAAAGGCACUCUUUUCUUGAAGAAUUGAAAUCGAGCAACGCACGGAAGUUUGAACUUUCUGAUAUUGCCGGGCGUAUUGUUGAAUUCAGUGUUGAUCAACAUGGGAGUCGCUUUAUUCAACAGAAGCUUGAGCACUGCAGUCCCGAAGAGAAGGCAUCUGUGUUUAAAGAAGUUCUUCCACAUGCCUCUAAACUAAUUACUGAUGUUUUUGGAAAUUAUGUUAUCCAAAAGUUCUUUGAACAUGGAGCUCAUGAGCAGAGGAAGGAACUUGCUGAUCAACUUGCUGGACAAAUAUUGCCUCUAAGCUUGCAGAUGUAUGGUUGUCGUGUGAUUCAGAAGGCACUCGAAGUUAUUGAACUGGAUCAAAAGACACAUCUCGUGCGAGAACUUGAUGGUCAUGUUAUGAGAUGCGUUCGUGAUCAAAAUGGGAAUCACGUUAUACAGAAGUGUAUAGAAUGUGUUCCUUCAGAAGAAAUUGGUUUUAUAAUUUCUUCUUUUGAAGGCCAAGUCGCCACUCUUUCCACUCAUCCAUAUGGCUGCCGUGUUAUCCAGAGAAUUUUGGAGCAUUGUUCAGAUGAGGCCCAGAGUCAGUGUAUAGUGGACGAAAUAUUGGACUCUGUUUAUGGUCUUGCUCAAGAUCAAUAUGGAAACUAUGUCAUUCAGCAUGUUCUUGAGAGGGGAAUGCACCAUGAAAGAAGCCAAAUUAUCAGCAAGUUGACUGGAAAGUUUGUGCGGAUGAGCCAGCAUAAAUAUGCUUCAAAUGUCGUUGAAAAGUGCUUGGAGCAUGGUGAUACGAUUGAAAGAGAGUUGAUAAUUGAGGAAAUUAUGGGGCAAUCUGAAGAAAAUGAUACUUUGUUGGCAAUGAUGAAAGACCAGUUUGCAAAUUACGUUGUUCAGAAGAUAAUUGAAAUAUGCAAUGAUGAUCAACGAGAGAGGUUGUUGAAUCGUAUUAAAGGUCAUCUUCAAGCUUUGAAGAAGUAUACUUACGGGAAACACAUAGUUGCUCGACUAGAACAGUUGUCGGGUGAAGGUGCGUUUAUAUAUUACCCUAACAAACUGUUUGCAACUAACAACAGGAGAAUAGAUCAUCAACCUCAUUAACUAUGCGCGAAACUGACCAAAAUAGAGAAAAAUGCAUAUCUUGAAUUCUAGGAAUUCUGUUAAAUGUAACACUUGUUAAGUAGAAUUCUGUUAAAUGUAACACUUGUUAGUAUUCUACCAGAAGUUAGCAAUCAAUCAAGUUUUCAGCUGUUGCUUUUUGUAUAUUAUUGGUUUAUUGGUUUAAAUACUUUAUAGUACUUUGGUCCCUGUAUUUUUUGUUUUGGUUCAUUUGAGCCCUUAUACUUUCAACUUUUGUUCAUUUUGAUUUCUAUACUUUUAACUUGUUGGUUCCAAUCCUCUCAAAAUGUUUGGUUUGGUCUUUGUACUUUCAAGUUUCAGUAUUGGUUCAUUUUAGUCCUUUUACUUUAAAAAAGUGGCUAUUUUGGUCUUUUCUUUUUCAUUUCUAACAUAUCAAAAUAGUCAUUUUUUAAAAGUUCAAGAACCAACCACCAAAAUGAACUUUUGGAAGUACAAUAACUAAAUUGAACUUUUUGAAAGUAUUGAGACCAAAAGCUAAAAGUGGGGGCCAUCUUGCAAUGUAAUUCCCACCAAACAAUGGGUAGAAUCCUUUGCAGACAACUUAAAUAUGGACAUUGUAUUGCAACUGGUAGAGUGGCUUAUUGCCACGAUCUAUUGAGAUUCAGUCCUUCGAACGAAAGCAUUGAAACUAAAAUAGACUAAAGUUAAAAGUACAGAAACCAAAAUGAACCAAAGUAGAAAAUAGAGACCAAAGUAAUAUUUAAAACUUAUUUGGUUUACAACCACUGAGUAUGAUAUGUUGGGUGCAGAAAGCCAAGCGUCAGCAGCUUGAGGAGUUUAGAAAUUGGGAGUGGAAGCG